Messenger RNA from Lolium perenne, 859 nucleotides. RefSeq lists its product as uncharacterized. Lineage: Eukaryota; Viridiplantae; Streptophyta; Magnoliopsida; Poales; Poaceae. The record is from RefSeq and is a predicted model, not a curated record.
CGACGCGCCGUGUGUCUCCUUGGCUUGCGCCAGUUGGACUCUUCCCCAUCCAUCGUCCAACGAACCAUCGUACGCGACUUCCCAUCGCUUUCCCCCUUCCCGGAGGCUCGCAUGCUGGCCGCCGUGCUCCGCGUCCCGGCCGCCUCCCCGAUCCCGCCCCUCUUCCCCGCGCCGGCGCGCCCCCUCAUCCACCUCUCCCGCCGCCUCCCUGCCGCGCCCAUGGCCGACGCCAAGAAGACCGACGCGCCCCCUGCCCCGGCCCCAGAGCCGCCCGAGAAGCCGCUCCCGGGCGACUGCUGCGGCAGCGGCUGCGUCCGCUGCGUCUGGGACAUCUACUACGACGACCUCCAGGACUAUCAGAAGGCCCUCGCCGCACACGAGGCCGCCGGGGAACCCAGCGCCGACAAGGCCUCCGCCGCCCUCGACGAGGAGAAGGCGAAAUCGUGAGGCGCGUACGUCGUCAGGUCUCGUAUGUGUGUUAUGCUUUUGACCUCUACUUCUGUUCCCAAAUUGGAUACUUGGUCGUAGUUCAAGAUAUACUAGCAUUACAGCUAAACAUUCAUUGUAUCCUCAUCGUGUACGCUGCAAUUUUUUGGAGUACCAGAGUGGAAUGCUCUGUUGCUGCUUAUACUGUCACCAUUCUUUGUGUGACCAAACAUGCUCCUCAAGUGUAUUUUCUUUGUACCAUGUUGCAGAUACUGCUAGGAUUGGCCAAAUUAUGUGUAACAAAAGACUGAUGCAAUUUGUUUCAAAUUAGUAACAACUGAAAUCAGGAAACUCCAAACCAAUCACCACUGCCAUUAGUAUCAGGAGAUACCAUGUAUCCGCUCUGUUAGUAAUUACUGUUAUCGUUUUCUCU